CUCCUUCUGCCUCCCAACAACAAAGAAGAAUCUUCCGACUCCUCCCAUCUUCAUUCCCUCUCUUUGUUUCUCAGGAAUUCUAUAGGUUUGCUGAUAUAAAAAAGUGAUAUGAAAAGGUUGAAUGCAAGAUACCCAGAUGAUGAAACUAUUUCUUGGGUUAAUUUAGUACGUGAAAGAGAGAAGUGGAGGGAAGACAGGGAGAUAUAUAAAAUGGAAACAGGGAGGCAAUCCGUGAAAUUCUCAGGUGAUUUUGUGAUGGGAGGUCUAGCAGCAGUGAUAUCAAAGAGUGCUGUGGCACCCAUUGAAAGAGUGAAGCUGUUGUUGCAAAGUCAAGGGGAGAUGGUCAAGAGAAGACAGCUCAAGAGACCUUAUGUGGGUGUUGGUGAUUGCUUUUGGAGGGUCUUGAGAGAGGAAGGUUUCAUCUCAUUCUGGAGGGGUAACCAAGCCAAUGUCAUAAGAUAUUUCCCUACUCAGGCUCUCAACUUUGCAUUUAAAGGUUACUUUAAAAGCUAUUUUGGACGCUCAAAAGAGAAAGAUGGCUAUGUGAAGUGGUUUGCUGGAAAUGUGGCUUCAGGGAGUGCUGCUGGGGCAACUACAUCAUUGUUGCUAUAUCAUUUGGAUUAUGCACGUACCAGGCUUGGCACUGAUGCAAUACAAUGCUCAGUUAAUGGCCAACGACAGUUCAAAGGGCUUUUGGAUGUAUACCGGAAAACAUUGUCAAGUGAUGGCAUUGUAGGUUUAUAUCGUGGAUUUGGGGUUUCAAUCGUGGGAAUCACUUUGUACCGAGGCAUGUACUUUGGGAUCUAUGACACAAUGAAGCCUAUUGUUUUGGUUGGACCUCUUGAGGGGAAUUUCUUUGCUAGUUUCUUUCUGGGUUGGAGUAUCACCACUGUUUCUGGGGUCUGUGCCUAUCCCUUUGACACAAUUCGACGGCGAAUGAUGCUGACCUCUGGACAACCAGUUAAGUAUCGCAAUCCCAUGCAUGCUUUACAAGAGAUAAUUCAUCUUGAGGGAUUCACUGCACUUUUUCGUGGAGUUACUGCAAAUAUGCUUCUUGGUAUGGCAGGGGCUGGAGUACUUGCAGGUUAUGAUCAGUUACACCAAUUUGCAUUAAGACAUGGUUAUAUUUUCGAGCCAUGUCAAGGUACGUUGAAAUGAAUGCCAGAGACACGGUAUUUGUAUACUGGCAUAGCUUCCAAGUUGAUUCUUACUCAUGUUUGGGGAGGUAUGAAAAGAGCCAAAAGGGGUUGAGGAGAUUGGGGGGGUGGGGGGGAACGUUAGUUUUGGC
Molecule: messenger RNA, 1288 nt
Organism: Rubroshorea leprosula
Lineage: Eukaryota; Viridiplantae; Streptophyta; Magnoliopsida; Malvales; Dipterocarpaceae
Source: the annotation of a GenBank genome assembly